CGUUCAGGAAAGCAUGCGUCAGCCUGGCAGCAGGAGAACGUCUGCCUGCACCGAGGCCUGGCUGUCUCCGGUUUGUUUGUUAAACUUGUGCUGCGGAGGGUUAGCAGGGUACUAAAAAUACUUCCGCUUUGGGGCUGCCCAAAACUUAAUGUUGGCUGUAGCCAACAUUAACAUGGAAUGUGUUGUGUGGAACACGUGUGCAUCAGCAUACACGGGAGUCUUGUGAGAGGUUUGUGUCUAAUCAUCAGAACGUCAUUCGUGCAGCUUCCAAGACACCCGUUAGGGAUGUUGGUUUCACAUCUUCGAUGUGGUUUCAUUUCAGUUUGUAGCUGUUUUUACACGUGCGGAGCUAGGAUGUCCUGCUCAGAAGCAUCUCCUAAAGAGGUUGGCCUAGAGUUGGGAGGGCAGUGGUGCUGCUGGGUCUGACUGCUGGUGAUGUGGUUCAAGGUUGCACGCGGUGAUAAAGGGUAACAUGCACCCUGACCUAAUCUGACGUGGCUCUGGGAGUCUGCGGGCACUCUUCCUCCCAUUUUCAGUAUGAGGGACUGAUCACCAUAUGUAUGCUUAAAAUAUUUCUAGCCUGGUAGACAAAAAGAAAGAUGAGAUCAAAUUAAAAUAGCCAUUAUCUAACACAUAACUGCGGAAGUUUUAGCGGGAGGAAGUAAUUUGUUUGAAGUAUUAUCAUCUGAAAGUGUAAACCAGUAUUUAAUUAACACAGUACUUCUUAAGCGAGGUUCUAAUGAAAAUACGAAUGUAAGGGCUCACAGUAGAACAAAUACUAUCUAUUAAUUUGUGGCUGAAUUUAUAGAAUUCAGCUUAAUUUGUCAUAAGAAUAAAUUGCUGAAGAUCCAAGUUGUAUUUGGUCUGCUUAAGGUGGUUGGCAUUGUUGUUUUGCAAGGGUAAAUGAGAAAAGCCAUUUCUGAUGAGCUCAGUUAUGGCAGCUGUCAUUGCUUUUUGCCACUCUUCUUUCAUUCUCAAAGGUAAAUCGUGACUGACAGAGUGAUCCUAGAAAAAAAAAACAAACAUCACCAUGCCAGUUAUAGUUUCACAGAGCCCUAAUGGAUUGCAAGUGGAAACUAGAAAUAUCUUUUACCAUUGACAGCUUGGGAUGGAUUUCUGAUAGUCCUAACAUGACUAUUAUGCAAAAUGAACUGUAUUUCAAGAAUCUUUCAAAACAGAAACAGAAAGAAGACAUGGAGAAGAAUGGAAACAACCACAAACUUCGUGUUUGUGUUGCUACUUGCAACCGUGCUGAUUAUUCAAAAUUAGCUCCCAUUAUGUUUGGUAUUAAGGCAGAACCACAGUUCUUUGAGCUUGAUGUCGUAGUGCUUGGUUCCCACUUGAUUGAUGAUUAUGGGAACACUUAUCGCAUGAUCGAACAAGAUGACUUCGAUAUUCAUACAAGAUUGCACACUAUUGUGAGAGGGGAGGAUGAGGCAGCCAUGGUGGAAUCAGUGGGCCUCGCAUUAGUGAAGUUACCAGAUGUCCUGAACCGCCUGAAACCUGACAUAAUGAUAGUUCAUGGUGACAGAUUUGAUGCUUUGGCACUAGCCACAUCUGCAGCCCUGAUGAAUAUUCGCAUUCUUCACAUUGAAGGUGGGGAAGUCAGUGGGACCAUUGACGACUCUAUUAGACAUGCCAUAACCAAACUGGCCCAUUACCACGUGUGCUGCACAAGGAGUGCAGAGCAGCAUUUGAUAGCCAUGUGUGAAGACCACGAUCGCAUCCUUUUAGCAGGCUGUCCUUCAUAUGACAAGCUUCUCUCUGCCAAAAAUAAGGACUACAUGAGUGUUAUACGCGUGUGGCUGGGUGAAGAUGUUAAACCCAAAGAUUAUAUAGUUGCUCUGCAACAUCCUGUAACCACGGAUAUUAAACAUUCCAUAAAGAUGUUCGAACUGACACUAGAUGCACUCAUUUCAUUUAACAAGAGAACGCUUGUUCUAUUCCCCAAUGUAGAUGCAGGAAGCAAAGAGAUGGUUCGGGUGAUGAGGAAGAAGGGCAUUGAACAUCAUCCCAAUUUUCGGGCAGUGAAGCAUGUCCCAUUUGACCAGUUCAUUCAGCUAGUUGCCCAUGCUGGUUGUAUGAUUGGUAACAGCAGUUGUGGUGUCAGAGAAGUGGGAGCAUUUGGCACACCUGUCAUCAACUUGGGGACACGUCAGACAGGAAGAGAAACAGGUGAAAAUGUUCUUCAUGUUCGUGACGCUGACACACAGGAUAAAAUUCUGCAUGCGCUACAGCUCCAGUUUGGUAAGCAGUAUCCAUGCUCAAAAAUAUAUGGUGAUGGUAAUGCUGUUCCAAGGAUUUUGAAGUUCCUUAAAUCUAUUGACCUCAAAGAGCCAUUGCAAAAGAAAUUCUGUUUUCCUCCUGUCAAAGAUAAUAUUUCUCAAGAUAUAGACCAUAUUCUAGAGACUCAGAGUGCUUUGGCUGUGGACCUAGGCGGAACAAAUCUCCGAGUAGCAAUUGUCAGUAUGAAGGGUGAAAUAGUUAAGAAGUAUACCCAGCUCAACCCUAAAACUUACGAAGACAGACUAGAUUUAAUUCUAAAGAUGUGUGUAGAAGCUGCAUCGGAGGCAGUAAAUCUGAACUGCAGAAUUUUGGGAGUAGGUAUUUCCACAGGUGGACGGGUAAACCCUCGAGAAGGAAUUGUACUUCACUCCACAAAACUCAUUCAGGAGUGGAGCUCUGUAGAUCUCAGAACCCCAGUAUCUGAUGCUCUACACUUGCCAGUCUGGGUGGACAAUGAUGGAAACUGUGCUGCUCUGGCAGAAAGGAAAUUUGGUCAUGGAAAAGGAAUAGAAAAUUUUGUAACACUCAUCACUGGUACAGGAAUUGGAGGUGGAAUCAUUCAUCAACAUGAAUUGAUCCACGGCAGUUCUUUCUGUGCUGCUGAGCUUGGGCAUAUUGUAGUGUCUUUAGAUGGACCAGAGUGCCUGUGUGGUAGCCAAGGAUGUAUAGAAGCAUAUGCCUCUGGAAUAGCAUUACAGAGAGAAGCUAAGAAACUGCAUGACGAGGAUCUACUUGUAGUGGAAGGAAUGUCAAUGAAGAAUGAGGAGGUUGUUAGUGCUGCACAUCUCAUUCAAGCAGCUAAACUUGGAAACACAAAGGCAGAAAGCAUUCUCAGAACAGCUGGUACAGCAUUAGGACUUGGAGUUGUGAACAUUCUGCACACCAUGAACCCCUCUCUUGUGAUCCUCUCUGGAGUCCUAGCCAGCCACUAUGUUAAUGCUGUUAAAGAUGUGAUACAUCGACAGGCUUUGUCGUCUGUUAAAACUGUGGAUGUGGUGGUCUCAAAUCUAGCAGACCCUGCUCUUCUUGGAGCUGCUAGCCUGGUACUAGAUUAUACUACCCGUAGAAUAUACUAGGUGCUUGGAAGAAUUACGGAAAUGAACUGUUCAAAUACCUUAUGGGUGGAGGGAAUACUUUGCCCAAAAUCUUUCUUUGACCAGAGCAGCUACAGAAUCAGAGUAAUGAUUUUCUGAAUAGUUAGUGACUACUUCAGCAUUUCCUAAUUGGGGUAUUACCUUUUUGUAUUUUUUUUCUAAAUUUCAUCAAACUUCAUAGGAACUAUUGUGCAAUUCUGUUGAUUUUAAUCACCUCUGUUGGGAAGCCCAGAUGUUGCUUUACGUGUAGCUGAAUUAUUUAUGAGCACAUCUUGAUGUAUGGUAGGGAAUAUGUGUAUUGUGUCAAAUUAUAGCUAAUACUUGGGGAUCCAUUUCUCAUUUUUCACCUUUGUGAAAUGAGAAGUCUACAAUGUGACCAGCUUUUCUAUUUACAGGUUUCCACUCACAAAGUAAAUAUGAUACAAUCACCAACAGCAGAUGUUAGUUUCUGUAGGUGGAAACAAGGGAAUGUGCCUCCACAAACUAAGAAGGUCUGUUGAGAAGUUGUGGUUUGUGAAGGACUUGGAGGUUACAGUUACUUAUUUAAUCGCCUUUAUGGGGCAGAGUCCCAUUUUAGAAGCUUUGCAUAUGAAGGAAAAAGACAGUGGUCUUGUGAGCUUGCAGACUGCCAGUGCAGUCCAAACAAACUGACAAGUGUAGCAGUGAGCACCUUUGUGUUCUGGCUACAGCCCGCAGUAAAUUAUUUUAAUUUUAUUAUUGAGGUUGAAUUUCAUUUUGUUGGGUAUUUUCAAGGGACUUACUCUACCACUUUGUCUCCCAGAUUAGCAGAGAGGGGACUUUAUUCUUUGGUGGCCAGUUUUCUGACAGCCAGUGAUGUGGUACAUCUGAGCAUAAAGACUGCCUUUUGAGAAAUCUCAUUCACUGCAGAGUGAAAUAGUGCAUCUCCUCAGCAGUGCUGGGGCUGGGUAACAUGUCAGUGUCCUGCGUUCACCAUCAGCUCACAGGAUGGAAAGUCAAAUCUGAGCCUCAUCCUCACAUUCAAGGUACUAACUGGCCUCGGAGCAAAUAAUGUUAAAGGCUUGCCUCCUUAAAAUGUAGUUUAUGUGACACUGUGGAAGUUUCUACUGGAAACAUUCAGAGAGAGAGAGGGCUUUUCUGGGACCUGGGUAGAGGCUGAAGAUCACACAGUGUAGUCCUCUUGCACGUUUAUGGAAGGCAGGUUUCUUUAACUGGACCUUUUUGAUACGUAGUUCUGUCUUUAUUGAUCUGCUUUUUAGCGCACUUUCGAGAUAUUGUAGUACUGACAAUUACUUGACAGAAGAAGAAACUGAAAAACAGGAGAAUCUAAGUGGUCAGCUAUCCCACAAAGAAGACAGCUGUCAGAGAAACAAUCUUGUAUCCUGGCCUUUAAUGACCUAAACUGUCUGUACCAUAGUCUUUCUCAGAACCAGCAAGAAUAUACUGGCUCUUAACCCUUUGCUAAGUUGUGUCAGGCUUUAUGUGUUCCUUAUCCUUCAGUGUCUGGAUUUACUUGGUGAAUCCCAGUAACUUCAAUACCAGAGCAGUAGCUCUACAAGCAGGUCAAGGAGAAGUCUGUUUUGCACUACAGUGACAGCUGCUCAGGGUGGGGGUAACAGUAUUGAGGCUCUAACAGAGAGAGUACCUAUUGUUUGACCUUUCCAUCCUCCCACCAACACGAGGAAUGUCUGAUUAAACGUGGGACCAGGUUUUGCUUUCCAGACCUCCCAGUGCUAUUUCCCUUUAGACAUCUCAGACUACAGAUAAAAUUUUUCCUUAGCAGCUGAAGGGAGAUGGCAGGCAGUGACAAAUAUGAAAGAUAUUUAAACAUUUCAAAACAUUUGAUAAAAUAAAUCUUAAGUCUAUUCUUUUUAAGAAAAUGGUUCUUAAAAUGUUUUGGAAGUUGUUUUUUUCUGGCAGCUGGACAAGAACCUGCUGCAAAGGGGCAAGUGGUGCCAAAGUCCUUGGUUUUCCUGAGACAUUUGUCAGUUUAUAAAAUUAAAAAGAUGUUCAUAUUUAGAAGUGUA
This is a messenger RNA of Numida meleagris (helmeted guineafowl), 5386 nucleotides long. It is a transcript of the gene GNE, whose product is annotated as glucosamine (UDP-N-acetyl)-2-epimerase/N-acetylmannosamine kinase. The record is from RefSeq and is a predicted model, not a curated record. Gene Ontology annotation, molecular function: N-acylmannosamine kinase activity; hydrolase activity, hydrolyzing O-glycosyl compounds; UDP-N-acetylglucosamine 2-epimerase activity. Lineage: Eukaryota; Metazoa; Chordata; Aves; Galliformes; Numididae. The transcript is spliced from 12 exons. The coding region runs from base 1059 to 3362 and encodes 767 amino acids. Gene Ontology annotation, biological process: UDP-N-acetylglucosamine metabolic process.